CAGAAACGAGAAGAGCAGGGAGAGACUGAGAGAGAGAGAGGUCGCAAACUCUCAUCGUCCGUCUGAUCGUGGUUAAGAUUCGCCCCGAAAUUCCCUCCGUCGCUCUCAUUGGCCUUCUCCUCUCCUCUAUAAAGCAAAGCAAAUCAAAUCAAAUCACAUUGUUUUUUUGUUUAAUUUUUUAAAUUCAAAUAUAGAUUUGCUCAACCCCAACAAACAAACCCCCAGGUCUCCUCUUCUUGGACUCCAACAAAUCAACCACACCGCUACUCCUACGCCCUCUCUCUCUCUCUCUCUCUCUCUCUCUCUCUCUCAACCUCCCUCUGUUGCUAGCUCCGAUGGCAUUUUCGUAAAAUGGCAAUGGAGGCGGCCACCACUAGAGGCUUCGCGACUCACCUCAGCCGCCUCUCCUUCCUCCACCACCACCACCACCCUCCGCCGCAUUCCCUCGACGAGCUCACCAAGCGGCGGAGGAUCACCGUCGUCGGCGGAGGCGGCAACCGACUCGCGGUGAGUCGAAUCAGCUGCUGCUGUUCUGACUCGGUCGUUCCUAUUCGGAGUAGCGCCGCCGCCGAGAAGUGGAAGAACUCCGAUGAGCGGCGGUUCGAUUCCAUGAACAGGCCGACUCACAGAGCUGGACUCAAAGCUGCUGCGGCAUUGCCCUUUGCUUCUGAACAAUCUCAAUUUGCGUCCAAGCAAAACAACAAGGUGUACACUCGCCGCCGGCCUCGCUGUACUCCGGGAACUACCGGUCCACAGUCUCGUGAUACUCCGCCGAAAAGAGAUACUGGUAUUGCAAAUGAGAAGGACUGGGGGAUUAGCUUGUUGAAUGAGCAUGUGAAGGAGUCGGGGACUAAUGAGGAUGGAAGCACUUGGUAUCGCGAAAGCGGGGAGGAGCUGGGGGACACUGGAUACAGAUGUAGGUGGACACGGAUGGGCGGUGCUUCUCAGGACAACACUUCGGAGUGGAGAGAGGAGUGGUGGGAGAAAAGUGAUUGGACUGGAUACAAAGAGCUAGGUGUAGAGAAAUCUGGUAGAAAUGCCGAAGGAGAUUCAUGGUGGGAAACGUGGCAAGAGGUUCUUCACCAAGAUGAAUGGAGUAACCUAGCAAGGAUUGAGAGAAGUGCACAGAAACGAGCAAAAUCAGGCACUGAAAAUGCUGGGUGGUCUGAGAAAUGGUGGGAGAAAUAUGAUGCCAAAGGCUGGACUGAGAAAGGAGCACACAAAUGGGGUAGACUUAAUGAACAGUCUUGGUGGGAGAAGUGGGGAGAGCAUUAUGACGGAAGAGGAUCUGUACUGAAAUGGACAGAUAAAUGGGCAGAGACUUCACUCGGAACCAAAUGGGGAGACAAGUGGGAAGAGAAGUUCUUUGAGGGUAUAGGUUCACGACAAGGGGAAACAUGGCAUGUAACUUCUAAUGAUGAACGUUGGUCAAGGACAUGGGGAGAAGAACACACAGGAAAUGGUAAAGUGCACAAAUAUGGGAAGAGCACAACAGGUGAAAGCUGGGAUAUUGUUGUGGAUGAGGAGACCUAUUACGAGGCUGUGCCGCAUUAUGGGUGGGCAGAUGUUGUAGGUGAUUCUAGCCAGUUACUAUCAAUCCAACCUCGUAAAAAGCCUCGUGAUGUCUACGCAAACUUUGACUUUACGAAACCUGCUACGCACUUAUCGAUUCCAAAGAAGGAACCACCACCUCCAGAGGAUGCAGUUCCUCCAGAAGAUGAACCACCAGAAGUUUAUCCCCAGUGAAAGGGUGAUUGUUAGGAUGUUUAGAAUAUUGCUCCAAGUCCAAUUACGCAGAUUGAACUCGUCAUGUGACGGUCGAAAUAUAUUUGUUCAUUUUUUUCAAUGGCUAUCUUCUCAUUUUGGAUUUCGUUACAUUUCCCAUUAUCCCGUUGGGAGUUCCAUUUGUCUUGUAAACUUGGUAUAUGCUUUGGGAUUAGAACUUGAACAUCCAAUCCUUUCUUUUCA
This is a messenger RNA of Argentina anserina (silverweed cinquefoil), 1968 nucleotides long. RefSeq lists its product as uncharacterized. Gene Ontology annotation, molecular function: starch binding. Lineage: Eukaryota; Viridiplantae; Streptophyta; Magnoliopsida; Rosales; Rosaceae. Gene Ontology annotation, cellular component: chloroplast stroma; starch grain. Gene Ontology annotation, biological process: starch metabolic process; regulation of starch metabolic process. The transcript has 11 exons. The coding region runs from base 352 to 1746 and encodes 464 amino acids. The record is from RefSeq and is a predicted model, not a curated record.